Armigeres subalbatus is the source of this 1187-nucleotide messenger RNA. RefSeq lists its product as uncharacterized. The record is from RefSeq and is a predicted model, not a curated record. Lineage: Eukaryota; Metazoa; Arthropoda; Insecta; Diptera; Culicidae. The transcript has 2 exons. The coding region runs from base 93 to 1187 and encodes 364 amino acids.
ACAAAAAUGCCACUCUCAAAUGCAACGGACGCGCUAAAACAAAAGUUUUAUCUGGGAAACAUGAAAUUCAGAGUACGACAGACCACACCCAUAUGCCAGAUCCGUGGGCUGCUGAAGUAUGCCAGUACAAAUCGGCGUUGAAAAGGAAAGCUCGAGAAGGCACCGAACGACCAGAAAAGAUCAUUCGAUUAUGCGCGGCCGAUGCACCAAUCGAGGUUCAAACUGCUUUGUCCAAAACCGCGCAGAGGCGAAUUUGUCAACGGGAACGAGGAUAUAAUUUACCUUUUGAUCCGGAAGAUCCAUCAAAAAUUGAUAAGGAGUUCACUCAUACCUUCGACGGUAGACCAUUUCUGCUAAAAAAUGUCGAAUUCGACGAUGGCCGAAUUAUGCUUUUUUCAACCUCUAUCCAUUUAGAGAAGCUUGGCGAAUCAGAAGUUCUUAUCAUGGAUGGGACCUUUUCGUCGGCACCAGCAAAUUUCAAACAAAUUUUUACGAUUCAUGGCGUGUUGAAAAAUCUAAACGGUAACGUUUUCGUGCCGCUUGCUUAUUUUUUGCCAGCGAACAAAAAAGAAGCAACUUACGAAAAGGCAUUCAAGCUGCUUAAACGCGCAGCAAAAGAAUUAAAGAUCAAGAUUGAUCCUACGGUUAUAUUGACUGAUUUCGAGACUGCUGAGAUUAAUGCAGUGACGAGCAUUUUCCCGGAUGCCUCCAAGCGCGGAUGCAAUUUCCACCUAGCCAAGAAUAUGUGGAAGCAUAUUCAAAAGUUGGGACUUGUCAGCACAUAUAAUAAAUCCAUCAAAUGCCAUAUGGCAUUUAGGCAGACAGAGGUUUUGGCGUUUUUGCAAUCGCAAGAAGUUGAACAAGGUCUAGCCGCCAUCCGUGCUUCAUCACCGAUUUCCAUGAAACCAUUCUUCGACUAUUUCGAAAAAACAUAUGUUUUAGGAAAACUAAAACCGAAUGGACGUCGAGGAAAACCUCGAUUUGCUCCUGCAUUCUGGUCGGUGGCGGCAAGUACCGAAGAUGGCCUGCCGAGAACAUCGAAUGCCGUAGAAGGUUGGCAUAAUAAGUUUGCAGGACUCUUCAAAGACAAAACGAACUUCAAAUUCUAUGAAGUGUUACGGGCUUUCCAGCAGGAGGAGAAAGAAACAUCUGCAAAGUUUCUGCGCAAUCUGCAAGGCGAUUCCUAG